Molecule: messenger RNA, 231 nt
Organism: Podarcis lilfordi (Lilford's wall lizard)
Lineage: Eukaryota; Metazoa; Chordata; Lepidosauria; Squamata; Lacertidae
Source: the annotation of a GenBank genome assembly
AUGUGGAACAACCUCAGUGAUGGGGGGAAACAGCCUUACAACAGCAAGGCUGCAAAACUGAAGGAGAAGUAUGAGAAGGAUGUAGCUGACUACAAGUCUAAAGGCAAGUUUGAUGGUGCAAUGAGUCCCGUAGCUAAAGAUGCUGUUGCAGCUUGGAAAAAGGUAGAAGAGGAGGAGGAUGACGAAGAAGAUGACGAUGAGGAAGAUGAGGAGGACGACGACAAUGAAUGA